AUGACGGAUCCGAAGAAAGAAUCAGAUGAUAAGUCAUCGCAUUUAUUAUCGAGAUAUCUUCGACCGGAACGGUUUGACGUUGAACCUACGGCCCCCGCGGCUGGAGAUAAGUGGUUGCAUUGGCUGUAUACCUUCACUAGCUUUCUCACCGAACCUACUUCCACCGAUGCUACGGAUACUAUAAAAUUAAAACUCCUAGCGAACCAUUUGUCAUCUAAUAUUUUCAUCAUCAUCAAAGACUGUCAAACCUAUGAAUCUGCUAUUGCUUUAUUAGACAAAGCCUACGUGAAACCCCAAAAUGAAAUAUUGGCUCGCCACGUCCUCGGGACAAGAAAACAAAAGCAAGACGAAAGUAUUUCUGAAUAUAGCCGCGCCUUGCAUCUUCUGGCGCAAAAGUGCAAUUUCAAGUCCGUUUCAGCUGAAGAACAUAAAGAACAAGCUGUACGAUGCGCCUUUAUAUCUGGUAUUCUGUCGCCUAAAAUACGGGAACGUUUGCUAGAAAAAUCAUCUCUAUCAAUGGAUGAAGCUUAUAAUCAGGCAGUAAGCCUCGAAACAGCCGAAAAGGACUCCGAAACUAUGGGUGUUAACAUCCCAAGUACAUUGAAUGCCUUGCCAGUACUGUGUUCACAAGAACCUACAAAUCCUCACAAUGCUGCUGUUCCUGCUGUCCCAGUACCUCGACCACCAAUACGACGUUGUUUCUUUUGCGGUGGUAAGGUACAUCAAAGAAUAAAGUGUCCCGCUUUCCAUGCUCACUGCCAACUAUGUACCAAGAAGGGACACUUUGCAUCAGUUUGCCGGUCUCGUGACUCUCCUUCCACGAGCAAUGCCAUCCCGAGCUUACCAUCUCAAGAUUCCUACGAAAACGAAUAUUCUGCUGCAAGUCCGUCGAGCCUGCGAAAAGCUACGGUCGCCAUAACUAUCAACGACACUCGCGCCGACGCUCUGAUUGACACCGGGAGCUCUAAGAGCUACAUUGAUAGAAAUAUAGCACAAUUAAUGAAAUUUCAACAAUAUCCGCACAAAGAAACAAUUAAUCUAGCAUCUCUAAGCAACACGUCACAAGUAGAAAGCAUUUGUUUUGCUACGCUCCAAAUAGAUAAUCACACAUAUAAGCAACGCCUUCUACGCAUAGUAACCAACCUAUGUGCGGACGUCAUCGUUGGCCAUGAUAUACUCAAAACUCACUCCAAAGUCGAGCUCGAUUUCGGAGGGACCAGAGAACCCUUACAUAUUUGCGUAAUGGAAGCAUCAGUACCGCCAGCAUCUGUCUUUACGCACUUAUCUGCUGAUAUUACGCCCAUCGCUAUUAAAUCCAGACGUCACAACAAAGACGAUGAAGUAUUUAUUCAAGCCGAGAUAUCUAAACUUUUAAAAGAUGGGAUUAUCGAGCCGAGCGUCUCUCCUUGGCGCGCUCAGGUACUAGUUGCUGGAGGUGGAUCUCAUCGAAAAAGAAUGGUCGUCGACUACUCCAGAACUAUCAAUAAGUUCACAUAUCUAGAUGCGUAUCCUCUGCCUCACAUUGAGUCGAUAGUUUCGAAAGUAGCGAAAUUCAACCACUUUAGCCAGAUUGAUUUGAAGAGUGCAUACCAUCAAGUCCCUAUUCUUGAAAGAGAGAAAAUAUAUACCGCAUUUGAAGCUUGUGGUAAACUAUGGCAAUUUACACGUAUUCCAUUUGGCGUCACUAACGGAGUUGCCGCUUUUCAACGCACUCUCGAACACAUAAUUGAAAAAGAACAUUUACAAGGCACCUUUACUUAUCUUGAUGACGUCACAGUCUGCGGUAAAAACAAAGAAGAGCACGAUAAAAACUUACAACAAUUCAUGGCCGCUGCUAAGAAGUACAAUCUCACACUAAACGAACAAAAAUGUAAUUUCAGCAAAAGUUCCAUCAGCCUCCUUGGAUAUACUGUCAGGGACAACGUAAUUGAACCAGAUAAAGACCGACUGGAGCCUCUAAUAAAAUUACCGUUACCGCGCAAUACUGCAGAAUUGAAGAGAGCUCUAGGGCUAUUUGCUCACUACGCUAAAUGGGUUCAUAAGUUUUCGGAAAAGAUUCAACCUUUGAUUAACAAUUCCAACUUCCCUUUAGACGCAAAUGCUCAGCGUAGUUUUCAACUUCUUAAAUCUGAUAUUAAAAAGGCAGCAUUGGUUGCUAUUGACGAUAAAGAAACCUUGACGGUGGAGACGGAUGCAUCAGAUUAUGCUCUAGCCGCGACAUUAUCACAAAAUGGUCGACCAGUUGCGUUCUUCUCGAGAACUUUGUCGGACAGCGAGCGCAAACAUGCUUCCGUCGAAAAGGAAGCCUGUGCUAUCGUCGAAUGCCUUAGAAAAUGGCGCCACUACCUUAUUCACAGACAUUUUAUCCUUAUCACUGAUCAGAAAUCCGUAAGCUACAUUUUCGACCAAAAUCAUACUAGCAAAAUCAAAAACGACAAGAUUGAAAGAUGGAGGCUCGAACUGUCAUGCUAUAAGUAUGAUAUUAUUUACAGACCAGGGGCUCAGAAUACUGCUGCUGACGCUCUUUCAAGAGUUUGCGCAUUUAUGAACAAUAAUAAGCUAUACGAAUUGCACGAUGCGCUUUCUCACCCUGGGAUUACUAGAAUGUAUCACUGGAUCAAGCUAAAGAACCUACCAUACAACUUAGACGAUGUCAAAAAGAUGACUGUUUCAUGUCGCGUAUGUGCAGAAAUCAAACCACGCUUUGCCAAAGCAAAUGACACUUUGAUUAAAGCUUUAUCGCCCUUCGAACGAUUGAAUGUAGAUUUUAAAGGACCUUUGCCUUCGAACACGAACAACAAAUAUAUUCUUACAAUAAUUGAUGAAUUCUCACGCUAUCCUUUCGCAUACCCAUGUCCUGACACAUCUUCGGCAACUGUCAUCAAGUGCUUCAAAGAACUUUUCUUCGAAUAUGGCCAGCCCUUAUACAUACAUAGCGACAGAGGAUCCUGCUUCAUGUCGGAAGAAAUACAAAAUUUCCUCAAGAAAUGUAACAUUGCCACUUCUCGCACUACUCCCUACAACCCUCAGGGUAACGGGCAAGUGGAAAAGCUUAACGGCACCCUCUGGCGAACUAUACAGCUGUCCCUAAAAUCGAAGAACCUGCCCAUCGAAAACUGGGAACAAGUCUUGAAACUUUCUCUCCACUGCGUACGAUCACUCCUUUGCACUUCGAUAAAUGCCACUCCACACGAGAAGCUAUUCAAUUUCCCUCGGAGAACACCGGUCGGUGAGUCGCUUCCGUCAUGGCUCGUUCCGGGACCUGUCUUACUUAAGAAAUUUGUUCGAUCGAAAACAGACCCCUACGUCGAAGAAGUCGAGUUACUACACAGUAAUCCGAACUACUCAUAUGUACGACGACGUAAUGGCCAGGAGUCUACCGUAUCUAACAGACACUUAGCGCCUCUUCCCUUAUCCGAUGAUGAAGGCUCUAUACCCGACGGAAUGGCUCCUGAUGGAGGAUCGGAUGUUCCCACAUUGGACGAAGAACAAGAAAACCCUGUUGAUGUAGGUACACUUAAUAAUGAUCAAGAGAUCUACAGUACUCCACCACAAGAAGCUCCGCCUUCACGGAUCUUCCGUAGAUCUACGAGGUCUAAGAAAAUGCCUCAACAUCUUAACGACUACAUCCUGGACCCAAACGAAGAAAUCAUAGAGGGGGAGAAUGACAUAUAA
Messenger RNA from Cydia fagiglandana, 3675 nucleotides. RefSeq lists its product as uncharacterized. Gene Ontology annotation, molecular function: nucleic acid binding; zinc ion binding; aspartic-type endopeptidase activity. Bases 1 to 3675 code for a protein of 1224 amino acids. The record is from RefSeq and is a predicted model, not a curated record. Gene Ontology annotation, biological process: DNA integration; proteolysis. The transcript has a single exon. Lineage: Eukaryota; Metazoa; Arthropoda; Insecta; Lepidoptera; Tortricidae.